UUUUAAUCGGGAUGUUAUCCGUGGGUGUUGUUAGAUUGUCAUAAUUUUUAAUGAGACAUGGAGGAAAGUACAUAUGUUCAGUGUUCUUUGCGUGUCGUAUUUUUUCUUUCGUACAGAAAGUGAAAAAAACUAUAAAAUGUUCCUCAUGAAACGUGUCUAAAACAAGAUUGCUUUGCAUAUCUAGGAAUUCGGUGAAAAUCGGGGUCACUCCAAGGCAGCCUCAUCCAGCAUCAUCCGAAGUUAAACUGGCCCUAGUUUAAGUUCAAGGAAAAUCUGUCUUCACUUUGCAAUAUAGUAUAUGAUGAUGAAAUUACGCAAAAGCACAAUAAGAUUGCUUGCGUUGUCAUUAUUUUAUCUCCUGUAUCUUGUGAUUGGCGCUUCUGUGUUUUCUGCAAUUGAAGGACCACAAGAACGAGAAUUAAUUAAGAGUGUGAAGAACUUAAGGUCCAAAUUUUUGACUGACAACACAUGCUUAACAGAUGACAAAUUGGAAAAGUUCAUUGAAAGCAUUGUUUCAGCUACUAACAGAGGAGUGUCUGCGACCAAAAAUGUUACCAUGUCUGAACCAAACUGGACAUUUGGCCAAUCUAUUUUCUUUGCUGGAACUCUCCUUACAACAAUAGGGUAUGGCAGAGUGGCCCCUCUGUCAGAGGCUGGCAAGGGAUUCUGUCUCCUUUAUGCCAUGAUUGGUAUUCCACUGACCUUGAUUUUCUUCACUGCCAUCGUGGAGCGCAUGAUGAUACCCACCAAGAUGUUCCUUUAUUUCCUGUUCCGCAAACUUGGGCAUCUGUAUCGUGUGUUCCACAUACAGCUCCUUCAUUUCUUCAUUUUAAUGGUUGCUGCAAUUGUUUUCAUCUUCAUCGUCCCAGCCAGCAUUUACUCUGCCCUGGAACCAAACUGGGACUUCCUAGAUUCCUUUUAUUACUGCUUCAUCUCUAUGACAACCAUUGGUCUGGGAGAUUACAUACCAGGUGACAAUCCUGAUCAGAAAGCCCGAGCUGUGUACAAGUUAGGCACCACAGUGUACCUGUUUAUGGGUCUUUUGGUAAUGAUGCUGCUAUUGGCGGUCCUGUAUGACAUACCUGAGCUCAAUUUAGGCUUCCACUUCUAUCUGAAGAGCGAUGAAGAAGAAGAAGAAUGGGCCAGGCUGAGGAGUGGAACAGAAAGCAGCGGACCCAAAUACACCAAGCAGAGAGACGAUGACACCCACAAACAGACGGGGGGAAGUCAGAUGUAUCAACCCACCCAGGAUGAUGUAGCAGCAGCCACUGGGAACUAAUUAAUGACCAUAUUAUUCCUAAUGAGCACCAUAAUGCUCACAAAAACAUCAAUGUAAUUUGAAAGAGGCACCAUGCUUUGAUUAAAAUUUGAAUACGCAUGUUUACACUUUCAGUUUUAAAAAACACUAGGGGAUCAACACUGAAUUAUUUGAUUGACUGGGGAGGUUUGAUAAGUAGAGGGGUUAGGAGAAAUGGUUAAUGGGUGGGAAGAGCAUCAUAAAGGUGUUGGGUAAGGAAUGAAGGGGGAAGAACGUACAACCUGUCGGCCCACUUUGAGUAUUGGUGCCCAUUAGGAUGAAUAUGGUAGAAGUGCUUGGAUCUGUGUUUCAUGUAGUAGAUUUAUUGUACAUGAUGAGUGUAAUAUUGGUUUGUUUGAAAAGAAUACACCUUCUUGUGUACGAUAUACAUGUAAUACAAAACGGGUAGAUGAGACACUGUAGUAUACUGUAGGUGUGGAAAGGUUUAGUUUUUGUAGUGCGACUGUUACUUGUUCGCAUUUCAAAAUAUCUGUAUACAAAAAUGAUGGUUAUUGUAUUAAGUUAAUAGAUUAUUAGGAUUGAGUGACCUAGUUUUUAUUCAGCUAUUUAAGCAGUCACAGUGCUUCUGUAUGGGUACUUUUGAUGGUGUAGUCAAUAGAGGUAGUUUUAUGAAGGGCAUAAUUUGGCCGUUCUAACAUUUUGAUGUUGUUUAUGAGUAAUGUACCCAUCCAACGGAUUUGUGUUCACUAGUCUCUCAUUAUGACACUGUGUGUCUAUUUACUGUGUUAUGACAUCACAAUCUGCAAUAUUAUUGUUUCUCAUUAUGACACUGUGCGCCUAUUUACUGUGUUAUGACAUCAUAAUCUGCAAUAUUAAUUUCCAAAUUCUUGAAAUUGUAAAAUAUGCUAAAUCUAUUGGCUUUUGACAAAUUUUUCAUGUGCAGUUCAAACUUCAAUCAAUCCAGUUUUAAAAGGACAUGCAUGGGUGAUUGAUAAUCAGGAAAACGUAUGGGAUGUGGGCUGGUGCAAUUUAAAUAUUGAUUGUUAAAUAUCUGUUGAAAUACUCGUUUUGAACAAAAUUUCAGAUGCUUCUUACUCUCGUAUCUGGACUCUCUGGGUGAAACCCUUGUUAUGGAUAGACUGAAGCCUCGUCUUGUAUUGUAUGUGUGCUUAUUUUAGCGUGUCUGAAAUUUGGCACAAUUAUAGCUGAUGCACUAUUUGGCGUGAUCAUGAUUUAGCACUUUUUCUGUGUUUGAUACCCAGUAAUGGAUGAAUUACAGAUUUUCAUAUUUUAGCACAACCUUAAAUUAGCACUCUUGCUUUAAACGUGCUAAUACCAAACAAACUUUGAAUCUCACUUAAUAAGUGCACGUACAGUAUGUAGAAAAUUGAACACAACCUGCCAUUUCUUAUGAUUGCAAAUAUGGACUAGUUCUUGAAUGCAAGAGAGAAUGGAGCACAAUUAUGAAUUAACACAAUAUGUUGCUCUCUGGUACACAUAAGCAGAUGUUUUCUACUCGCACACAAAAAGAAAAAGUUGCUUCUUACUUUUAUCAUGCUAUAGCUAAAAAUCCAAAUACAGUGAACUCUGUCCCCGAGUCUCGUGCACCUUAAUCUUCCAACAUUGCUGAAAGAGCACCUGUGUUCACUAGCACCUUAGGAAAAACAGAACUACAGGGUAUUUCAAUAGUAGUGAUGGAUUUUUUAAUCCCAAUCAGCGAGAGAGAGAGAUUGCCCAGGAAGUAAAGUACACUAGACAUACAUAUGUACAUUGCAUAUUUAUAUAGAAAUGUUCCAAGGCAUUCCACACAAGGAUUUUAUUGUUUUCUGUUAUUCUAUGAACACAUAUAAUGGUAGCUUUGUAAGUUAUAUUGUUGAAGAUGGAAAUACAUGUAUCAUAUUUCCUCAAAUGUUAUAUUAAUUACUGUGGAAUCACUAGAAUUCGUGGUGGCUCAAUUUUCGUGGAAUUCGUGGGUACCCCUAACCCAUGAAUUUACAUCCUCAACAAAUAAAGAAUCAUAAUUACAUUCCAUAGUUAUCUUUCUUACAAAUAUAUAAAUCCACGAAAUUUCGUCCCCACAAACCCGUAAAAAUUCAGCAAUCCACGAAAAUUAGCCCCCACAAAUUUAAAUGAUUCUACAGUACCUUUAUUAGGAAAAUAACUCCCGUAUUGGUGGUACUGUAUAUCGGGUAAUUUUAGUGCACUGCAAAUGUUGGGUUUCUUUUGGUGAAUGAGAAAAAUACGCCAGAAAUCAAAAUUCAAUUCAUAGCACCAAAAAAUAAAGCGCUAUUAGAUUCAAACUACUUUAUUUAUAAAAUUCCAUUAAAUUUUCUUGAUGCCGAAAUUUCCCUUUAUACAGUAUUUUAUUGUUCUGUUGGUUGUUAUAAAUAGUGCAAGAUAGAGUAUUGUUGAUUUGUGCAGGUUGUAUAUUGAAGUGCAUAAAAAAUAUUUGCAUGUUGUUUUUUGUUAAUGUAACUACAUGUCUUAUACAGAGUAGAUAGCAAUAUUUGUAUGUCCCUGUUGAUUUUAAUAUAUUUUACAUGUAUAUUUAAAACAAAGUUUAAUUCAUACUUAAAGAUGAUGCAGAAUGUUAUGAAAUGAUCAUGAAUUUGACACAAUUAGGAAGAGGUACACCAUGCCAUUACUUAUCAGAAAACCUGUCCCAUUUUAUCACUUUUAUUACAGCCUUUCAAAAAAAAAUCGAAUAGUCUAGGCAUGUUUAAGAAUUGCCAAAUUCAUUUGUCCAUCCUACUAUGUCAACAAGUGCAAAAGAAUCAAGUUCUAGAAGUGUUCUUGUGAUAUAUUACUGGAAAGAGAACAAUGCAAAUAUGGUCAUUCUCGAGGUAGCUGAGAUCACCAAGUACAAAGACUUUCGAUUGUCAAAUUUAUCUGAUGAAGCAUGGGUAUUAUUCUAAAACAUUGUCAUUUCCGACACUUCCAGUCAACCAAGAUUAUCUCAGAUCCGAGAUUUCUCACCGAAUUAUGCCACCAAGAUAAUAGUUUCUCAAAUUCAAAUGCCUCUUGGAGCUUCUUCUUCAGAUUUGAGAUUAUUUUUGAUUAGCAUUACAAUUCAAUUUUUUUUAAAAUCUGUGACAUCCCCUAUUAUUCUUACAUGAAAGCUCACUUCUGAUUUUUAAGUUUCUUUUAUGACCUUGGAGGCAAUAUGUCAGGUUGAAUGAUCAGUGCUCUGAGCUUUUUUUGCCUGUGUAUUUCAUUCGCAUACCAGGGUGGUGUUCAGGAUCCCCCAGAUGGUAUAUAAUUAGUCACACGACAUACUUCUGUUACACUUACAGUGGAGUAAAUUUGUAAAUCAUAUGUAAACACAAAGCUACUUUAAAUAUAGUUCUUACUUAUAUCAUUUCAGUUUGAUAUCCAGCUUUAAUUCCUUGUGUUGGGGCUAAAUUAGUUUUCAAGUAUGUAGUUCAAUAUCUAGAUUGUACCUCAGCACUAGUGCUACAAUGUUAUUUAAGCAGGCGAGAACUCUGGAGGUUCUCUAGAAAUCCAUCCAUUCCUUAAAAAUGUCUUUCUUUUACUUUGAAUAUAUGCUUUGCUUUAUAUGUAUUGACUGUUUUGAACUAUUUACAUUUCAAAGAAUCUCACUUUAUGUUCAAUGCUUUGAUGCACACAUCCGUGUUGCAGUGAUUUUCAGUUCAAGAUUUACUUGAUUGAGAAUCGAUUAUUGUACUUUUCAGUUUCUAUUGUGAACGUUUAUUUCUAUGUUGUUCAUUCCUUAAAUAUAUACAUGUAUAUGUUUCAUUUUUUUGUUUGUAGCAACUGCAUAUUAAAUGCUGAUAAAUGAGUAAACAGAU
Ostrea edulis (European flat oyster) is the source of this 5067-nucleotide messenger RNA. Its product is annotated as potassium channel subfamily K member 1-like. Bases 299 to 1279 code for a protein of 326 amino acids. Gene Ontology annotation, cellular component: membrane. Lineage: Eukaryota; Metazoa; Mollusca; Bivalvia; Ostreida; Ostreidae. Gene Ontology annotation, biological process: potassium ion transmembrane transport; stabilization of membrane potential. Gene Ontology annotation, molecular function: potassium ion leak channel activity. The record is from RefSeq and is a predicted model, not a curated record. The transcript has 4 exons.